Sinocyclocheilus grahami is the source of this 2037-nucleotide messenger RNA. RefSeq names its product fibrinogen-like protein 1. NCBI's taxonomy places the organism in Eukaryota, Metazoa, Chordata, Actinopteri, Cypriniformes, Cyprinidae. Gene Ontology annotation, cellular component: fibrinogen complex. Bases 249 to 1622 code for a protein of 457 amino acids. The record is from RefSeq and is a predicted model, not a curated record. Gene Ontology annotation, molecular function: protein-macromolecule adaptor activity; extracellular matrix structural constituent. The transcript is spliced from 8 exons. Gene Ontology annotation, biological process: blood coagulation; platelet aggregation; blood coagulation, common pathway.
CCUACCAACAGUGAGUGAGUGAAUGGAAGAUAUACUUUCUUAUCACAUUCAGAAUGUCAAGAGGAUUUGCCUGCCUGGUACAAGAAUGCUGGGUGGCAAUGUUUUGAGGAUUUCUGGCAAAUGUUCGGCCAAUCAGCUUUCUCCAUCUCAUUCACUUCCCAUCUGCCCUGUAGAGAUUUAGUGACAGCAUUAAACCAUGAGAAAAUAAGCUUUACCAGUCUGAGGACCCAGACAGGUUUCAGGGUCUGAUGAGGAUUUCACUCUCUAGUCCUUACUUCUUCUGGAGAACUUCAGUCUAUUGCAGAAUGAUGUCUCUGCUGUAUGCUUUGUUUCUCUGGGCAGUAUGGCCCCAAUUUCCUGUUGUCAAAACCAAAGAUGCUGUUGAAGAGCCUAAAACCACAGACUCUUUUAAAACAGACACUUCUCAGACUCAUCGAGUUAGCAGCGGCCUAAUGCAGUGUGGGGAAUACAGCAAUGAAGUGAUGCCAAACGGACAGUGUCGUUUAAUAGCCACUUUACCUCAGUUGGAGGAGCAGCGGUGUCCAGACAUGUUCCGCUGUACAGAUGAGGUCUCCUACUGGCUGCGUGAGAACGAAGAGCGCAAGCAGCAAAUGCAGGACCUGAAAGAGACCAUCUCAGAGCUUCAAGAGGAGCUGAGGAAUCACAGGCAUCGCAUUAAAGUGCUGGAACUGCAGCGUGAGGAGAAGUAUGGCGUAAACUCAUCUUUAGAGCAUCGCUUCCACAUGCUGCAGGAGAUCUAUGAAGAGGCCAAUGCACUGCUGCACAUCCACGGAUCACUCAUAUAUGACAUGCAAACACAGAUUCGCAACCUCACUAUGAUAGUAGAGCGUGUGAGGCGCAAUCCUGGCUGUAUGAUCAAUAUCAUCCGCACAAAUCCGCUCCUCGGUGCCCAAGAUACCCUUCAUCCAGAGGUUCAGCAUGUAAGGAACUGCCCAAUUGACUGUGCAUCUCUGUACUACAAUGGAGUCCACAGAUCUGGGAUUUUUACUGUUGUCCCUUCAAUACGAUCGACUCCUGUAGAAGUUUAUUGUGAUAUGGAGACCCAAGGAGGUGGAUGGACCAUGUUUCAGCGUCGACAGGAUGGAAAGGUCAACUUCAACCGCAAAUGGACAGAAUACAGGGAUGGCUUCGGAGAUCUGCUUGCAGAAUUCUGGCUAGGAAACGAUCACAUCCAUGAUAUCGCCAGCCAGGGAGAGUAUUCCCUUCGUAUUGACCUUGAGGACUGGAAUGGCAAGCACAAACACGCACUGUACCAGAACUUCUGGAUUGAGAACGAGGACAACCUCUACCGUCUCCAUGUAUCAGGAUUCAGUGGUACAGUUGAAGACUCGUUUGGCUGGUACCAUGACAAGCAAAGCUUCAGCACUGCAGACACAGGUGACAUCUGUGCUGAGAUAUCUCACGGAGGCUGGUGGUACCAUCAGUGCUUCUUUGCCAACCUCAAUGGAGUGUAUUAUAAGGGGGGGCGUUACUCUGCCAAAGGGAAGAAUCUUCUGGGGCCUGAUGGGAUUGUGUGGUACACAUGGAAGGACUCAGAUUACUAUUCCUUGAAGAAGGAUGCACCAUAUUCCUGUUCACAGCAACAAGGUGGACACAGGUGACACAAAAGGCCUGUCUCAUUGUGACCUAGUGAGGUGCCUACCUAGACAGUAUUUUGAGGUGGGUUUUGAGUCAGCUGACUGUUUGUGUAUAUUUGUACCUAGAUGACUCAGAACCUGCAUAUAAUGCCCAUGAAUACUACUAAUGCAGAUCACUAGGUUUUGAGAUACAGCAAGUUUUAAGUGAUGAUAAUAAAUUUAAUAAAUUAAUACAUUUUUUGUACUAAUCCCCAACAGAUAAUAGUAACAUAUACACAAACAUUAAGUAACAGCCUUUCAUAAUACAAUUAGCUAAACUUUUCAUUUGCAUCUGCUGUCUCUCUUUCUCUCUCUCUCUUUUUUAAAUAAAUGUAACCAAUUUAACUAUUUUAAUCAUUUAAUCUAACUGAUCUUUAUGGUUAUUGUCAAAUCAUACUUU